This is a messenger RNA of Leucoraja erinaceus (little skate), 8165 nucleotides long. RefSeq names its product protein INSYN2B-like. The coding region runs from base 4464 to 5942 and encodes 492 amino acids. Gene Ontology annotation, biological process: inhibitory postsynaptic potential. Gene Ontology annotation, cellular component: postsynaptic density. The record is from RefSeq and is a predicted model, not a curated record. The transcript is spliced from 4 exons. Lineage: Eukaryota; Metazoa; Chordata; Chondrichthyes; Rajiformes; Rajidae.
GAGUUGGGGGAGAAACAGAGAGGGAGACUGUAGUGUUGAAUCAAGGGGAAGUGAGACAGGAAUCCUUGUCUGAAGAAGGGUCUCGACCCGAAACGUCACCAAUUCCUUCACUACAUAGAUGCUGCCUCACCCGCUGAGUUUCUCCAGCAUUUUUGUCCACCAGGAAUCCUUGUCAGUAUCCUUGCCCGGAACAACUUGCUAAUGGCACUUUGCAACUACUUGGAGGAAGAGUGCAGGGAUAGUUAAAAGUGAAUAACAAUUGAUAUAUUUUUCUACUGAUGCAAUACCCAACUUUUACAUUGGCCCUGUAUUUGUUCUCUGAAGAUGUUCUGAAACAGGUCUGUAGAUGAUUGGAAGUGCAGUGGUGGCCAUGUAAAUAUGCAUUAAUACCUCAUUUCAAUCCCUCAGGCUUCACUGAAGUAUUGCAGGUGGGAAUUUAUCUAUUACAUUUCUGUUAAAGUCUUUUCACUUUAAAUUUAAGUCAAAAUGAAGAGUAACAGGAAGCAGAGACAGAUUUUAUUUUUUUUUUAAAUGAGAGAGGAACACUUCAAUUUGCACCAUUCCUCCCACUGCCCACUGCCCAAUAUACUGGAAACGUUGCAGAGGCAACUGGGUGCCUUGAAGAGUAACAGAGAUAGGAAUAGAAAUGCAGCGUAGACUGGUUAGUUGGGCCAAAUGGUCUCCCUCAUCUCUACUAAUUUGACAAUCCCCUUGAGAGCUGACCCAUUUCUAAGAGAUCCUAAUGAUAGGUUUACUUUCCAGUUAAUAUAUGGCUGGCAAAGAUUGAGAACAUGGUAGAUUAUUUCCCUUUAAAAUGGUAAUUUAAGAAGCCUUUAUUAGCUCCGAGCAUGCAGAGCUUGCAAAGAUGCCAACAGUUCUGUAUGGGUUUCAGGCAAAAGCUUGAUAUCUCUAACAGUUUCAGCAUAGUCGAAGCUUCCUUCUUAUUUCGAUUCUUCACCCCUCCCUGAGAUGUCCAUCUUUGCUGGGGUUAGGCACCAGGGAGAUCAGGGCUAGAAAUGUAACUUAGUCAACUGGCAAUAAGUAUGUGUGAGAAUAUGAAACUUCAGUGGAACUGAAUGUGUAGAGGUGAAUCAAAACUGUGGCCAUUAAUUAUUCUCAUGUGAAAUUAGUCUGGGUGAUCCAGGACAAUUUCCCCCGAGGUCUUUUUCUUCAUUAGCCUUUCUUAAUUCCAAGUCUAGACAAUAAAUAGUGGCAAUUGUCCAGUCCCAUCCUGUUUAUAUCCUGACACCCAUAUACCAGCAGAGGUCAGUGAACAGUGAGCAGAAGCAUUUCUCCGCUUAACCCUGGUUAUUAAGUCCAGCUGUAGUAUUUAAGAGCAUACUCAGAUCAGAUGAGGAUUUGCUUAGGCAAUCUAAUUUCCAAUCCAUGCUUAUAUUGAACAAAAACAGCAACAAAAAAUAUUUAACCACAUAUGAAACAUCCUUUAUAUUAUAAGUAAUUUUCAAAAGGGUGGUAGAUGCACUGGAUAAAUGCAGUAACAACCUUCGCUAUAAAAUGGUAAGCUGAUUGGUUUUCUAACAGCUUUUCCUUAUGCUGUCUGAAUUAGGCAAAAAGUAACACUAGCCUUUAAGGAGGUUUAUCAUUUCAUGAGGAUCUAUUGGCAUAAAAUAUGCUAAUGCAUCCCCUUGCCUUUAACUAGACCUGUUCAAUGUUUUCUACGCAGUUAUAACUGUGAACAGAGUCACAAGUCUGUUGUUGGUACUUGGUUAUACAUCUAGUAAUGGUGUACAAGACCCACCCAACCAGCACUGCACUAACAAAGGCAUGUUUGGGCCAAGCAUUGGUGUCAGCUAUCACUUAACCUUGGUGGACCUGCUAAAGAUUUCACGUCAAGGUUAACUGUCUUUAACCACCUCAAGAGUCCAACGGCAUAGUUUUAGUUAUCAAAUGAAGUAUUCCAUGGAAUGGAACUAGAAAUGUUUAAUUUAAUGGCCUUUGUCCUUGAAAGUGGAUUUUCCGAUUGCUCCAAUCCUGCAAAUAAACUCGGAAUGUCAGCAACACUUCUACAACUGAACCUCCAGUGAAUGUACUUGAGUCAAUAAUUUUACUGCAUUAUCCUGCAUUACUAUAACGAGAAAAAUAGUUCAGUUAAGUACUUGGCAUGCGAACCCUCUGGGACAUUCUGAAAUUGUUAAAUGUUCUACAUUUUCCAAGUUUUCUCUUCAUAUUCCUACUUAAAGUCAAAAUACAAAACAGUGGAUUGUGGGCAAGGAUUCAAUUUUAACUCUUUGCCGUUCAGCUUAAAAAAAUAUUUUUAAAUGCUCUACACUCUUGUUUUCAAUUCUCUUUCCCUUAGACUCCUAUUGUUCAAAUAUAGUCAUGCCUGUACCAUUCUACCCCUCAGUACUGGCCCCAACUCAUCACUCCUCAUUAACUGGUGACACAAAGACUGCAGAUAGAAUCCAGAGCAACACACAAUCUGCUGGAGAAACUCACUUGUAUAGACAGUAUCAGUGACCAAGGAGUGGUCAACGUUGUGGUCGAUACCUUGUAUCAGCGUUCUCCAGCCCUGAUCAUAAGGUCAUAAGUUCAUAUGUGAUAGGCAGAAUUAGGCCAUUCGGCCCAUCAAAUCUCCGCCAUUCAAACAUGAGCGAUCUAUCUCUCUCUCCUUUCCCCAUUCUCCUGCCAUCUCCCCACAACCUCUGACACUUGUACUAAUAAAGAAUCUAUCUAUCUCUGCCUAAAAAAUAUCCAUUGAUUUGGCCUCCACAGCCUUCUGUGGCAAAGAAUUCCACAGAUUCGCCACCCUCUGACUAAAGAGAUUCCUCCUCAUCUCCUUCCUAAAGGAAUGUCAUUUCAUUCUAAGGCUAUCACCUGAUACAGGGUUUUGAUUCAAAACAUCGACCAUUCCAUCCCUCUCCCCACCGCACAGAUGCUGCUCGACUCGCUGUGCGUCCUCUUGCAAAAUUGCGCGUCACUCUUCAUUGACUGUCCCUGCCAGACUACUGAGCACCUGGUGGACUUUGAGAGCCAUCGCUGUAGAGUUAUUCCCAUCCUUGCUGACGCGACAUGGACCUCCAACAACUCCCGCAGCGGUUGCUGGAAACAAAUCCCGACUAUUUAUUCACAAAUCUUGUCCUAACUGUAGUUUUCUGGCUAAUACUGAAUAAUUGGUACAUCGGAUAGCAUGUCUGAUCUGUGUAGGAAGGAACUGCAGAUGCUGGUUCAAACUGAAGAUAGACACAAAAUGCUGGAGCAUCUCAGCGGGAAUGGCAGCAUCUCUGGAGAGAAGGAAUGGGUGAAGUUCUGAAGAAGGGUCUUGACCCGAAAUGUCAACCAGUCUUUCUCUCCAGAGAUGCUGCCUGUCCCGCUGAGCAUAUCUGAUCUAUUUGGAUACCAUGCAAAACAAAGCUUUUCACUGUACCUCGGUACAUGUGGUAAUAAACAUAAACCUGAACCUUAUACCAAACACUGUAAAUGGAAGUUAGAAAUUUGUAGGACAAAAAUACAAAAUCCUUCAGCAACUGAGCCUUUGGUGAUUGAGAUAUGGCUUUGAAGGAAAUGAAAGGGAACCAACUUAGAAGGUGAUUUAGAAUUGGAAAUCACAUUAUCCUUUUUCUUAAAUUGAAAUGUUCACCCCGAGCAAGACAUUAAAUGCUUUACCUUUUGUAUUCCAUUUCUAGAAACAACUGUGAUUUUCCACAACCAAUUGUCCACAGUGUUCUCAAGUCUCCAGCUCUGGUUUUUAGGGGCCUACCUCCAAAUUUGAGAGUUACUGAAGAUUGCCUCAGCAGUCUGCACCUGGCAUGCACCAGAAAGCAAUGGAAUCUAUUCCAAUAGACCUCGCUCUGAUUUAAUUUCGCGGCACUGAUCUUUCUCUCCCCCCACCCCCCUGACUCGGAGCUGAUUGGGUUUCUCCGGCUGAGGAGGAAAAGACUUGGCGGAAUGGAGACUGUUCUCGGUGGGACCCACUGGAACCUAUCGCCACGAGUAAGGGAACCCACCCAAGGAACUUGUCACAGGAACUGUUGUGGCUUCCCAAUUUGCAGAACCCAAGCCUUCCCAGAAACUUGAGAAACUCUCGCUCUCUGAGAUCGACUGCGCAGAAUUGCUUUCUUUGUUACAGUUUUGUUCAGUGUUCAUGUGGCAGUCCCGAAAAUAGCUUUUGUAUCAUUUUACAAUGGGGGCCAGGAUGGAUUGCAAAGCCACAAAGCACAGUUGUUACAGUUUCAAUUAAACCCAGAGAUGUCAAGGUCUUUACUUCUCUUUUCUGAUUCGCACUUCAACUUUUGACAGAAUGUUUUUUUCCUCGUCCGCCUACCUAUCUGUCAGCUGUUACACAUCCUUCAGUUUACUAAGCAUUAGGAACAAUUUCGACCUAAACCAUUGAUCUUUCGUUGUGGUUCAGUCUGAGACACACUGACUUUAGUUGUUUUGGCCAGGGAGUUAUUUUUACCUGCAACUCACAGCCACGAUUCUGCCCCUUGUCAUCGAGUACGGUGAUGGGUCGUAAAGAAAGCAAUUGCUUGCAAGCUUCAAGGUGUCAUAGUGCUCCACUCCAGGACUCAAAGGUUCGCUCCCUUGAGCUCAAACAAGGCCAAACUUCAGGUGACCCCACCAACCAAGUGCAAGAGAGCAAGGGCAAAGUUCAGCAAGUGCACUUCAAGGAGGAACAGGCGUCCAACAUGAGGGAGAAGACUGAAGGAAAGCCUGCACCAAAAGGCAAAGCACAACGUCCCAGGCCACAGGGACUGGCCAGCUGCUCGCUGGUCAUACCCAAGAGACAAGGGGUUCUCAAAAGCAUCGCUAUUCAGACCUCGCCAAGUCUGAGAAAGCACCUUCCAAGGUUCAAAGGCAAAUUGAGGAACAGCAGCAAAUCAGCCAAGGGCUCCAUGUUAAUGGAGUCAGUUAAAGAUGCAGGGGCCACCGCCACUGGCAAAGGCCUGGCCUUGGAUGUGACCAAUGCCGCGACACAGGUUGAAAGGACUGAGCCCAGCUUAACCCAGGUGAAAGGAGCUGUGAGGGAAUCUUCUGAGCCGAGCACCUGUAGCAUGGUCAGCAGGAAGCCCUCAUCAAAAUCACCAGAGCCCAAACUACCAGAGACACAGUGCGAGGGGUCAGCUUCAUGCCACUGCCCAGAUAUCUCUGCUGAAGCACACAACUCUGGGAAAUUAAUGGUUUUGGACCAUCCAUCGGAUCCUGGAUUUCCUCAUUCCAACGCUGGUGACUCCUUGACUGAAAGUACACCGAGUGGGAAUGGUUCACAUCCAAAUUGCUCUGGUCUGCACAAACUGGAAUCAGUGUCGGCACAGCCGUCUAUUGCAGCCGAGCCUGGAGGGGACGGCCAGUGCAAGGAUAAGGUUUGGCCAGAGUGUUCAGACUGUCCUCCCGACUGUGUCGGCAAGAGUGAACAAGCGGGCAGAGAUGUUCCAAAAUCCACGUCAUGCACACUAAAUGAGGACAAGGCAGGCAUCUCGGGCACUGAUCCUGCUUCAGACAACGUUCCUAAUCACACAACCUCCUGUAACAUGGAAAUAAAAGCUGAAACCAGCAAAAGGAUUAAGGAAAUUAAUCAAAUCCAUCUGACACAAGGGGACUUAUUUGAUCUACAAGGCAGGAUGCAGUUCAUUGAGGAUACCCUACAGUCAAAUGAACACCAGAUCAAAGUCCUUCUGAAUGUAAUUCAGGACAUGGAGAAAACAAAAGCACUUAAUGAAGGGAGGAACUUCUAUCGGACUGGCCAGGACCUGAGUAACUGCAGCACAUGUCAGAAUACCGCCUGUAUCAUCUACAGUGUGAAAUAUGACUUUAGACAGCAGGAGGGCAGAUUCCAUCAUGUGCUCCGUGCCCUGGAGAUCGAGGAUGAAGGUACACAGCAUCAGGAUCUAACCAGAGGGAGCGCUGACGACCAGACUAGCCAGAAACAGGAGCUGAAGAAUAAGGCACGCAAGCCGAAGAAAACAUGUUUUUGGUGUCUGUGAGCAACCGCUGUCAAAAUAACUGCCACAAAAAUAGUGCUUUCUCUUUCCCAUGUAACUCGUGGGAAAUCAAGGGCUAUUGUGGGACAUCUUCUGCAUUUCAAGGGAGCUGCAGCCAGUUGUAUUAGUCAGGGCAAGUAACUCAGCUACCCAGGUAUUUGCACAAGGGCAAACUAUAAAGGUAAGACAAUUUGCACUGAGACCACUUCUACUGCUGUAGCUCUGUGGAACUGCACAGUGAAGGCGGCCACACAGUGUAGGCGACCGACCCAAUGUCAUCUGAUGAACUCAGGCCACUUGGUACAGGUUGAUGGAUCAUUUUAGAGCUACAUUCGGUUAAUGCAGCACUCUGACUGAUAAUGAGUUUAUUUUUGAUUAAUGAACAGAGGAGAAUGCAGCAAUAAUGGAUGCAAUGGAGAAUUUAAGCUUCCAAGUUAGAAAGUAAAAUCAAUCCAGCCCAAUAAUAAUGAUUGCAGCCUCAUUCAUUAUUGACAAAGGAGGAAGCAUGCACAUUCUCGUGUUUUUAACGGUCACGAUCUUUCUGCUUUUUAAUGUCAGAUACAGCAUUACAGUUCUGUCUCACUGUCGGUGUUCAAGCAGUGCCUCUUUUGUACAUUUAUAAAAGAAUCGGCUCGUGCUAGAUGGUGAAUUGAAAGCUGAGACCCCUGGUUACAAAUUUCAUGACUCAAAUCCACCCAAAACCCCAACCCUCUUUCUGGAAGUGGUCUCUGGAAGUUUAUCCAGCAUGUUCUGCACAGAAACAAAUUGUAUGACCUGCCACAUCCAAGCACUAGAGUUACAAUCCACGUAACAUCUUUAUUUCACCUCAUUUCAUUCUAUCUGUUCUCCUCCAUGGUGAUCAUGUUGCAUUUGUUAUAUGAGAUGCAUAAUUUGAUAAAGACAUAAAUGUUCACAAAGCUGUCAUGAAUCCCAAGGAGGGCCAUGGUAGGCUUUUAGAUAUUAGCCUAAAAAUAGUUUGCAGCGUUAACAGUGCAGGGACAUAUCUGUCUCAUAAUGACCCAGGUAAUCAGGUUAAUGGUUGCAUCAGCACUGACAAAGUGAGAUAGCGUUAUGAGCCCAUUCAUUGUUGAUGGCCCUAACAUUCUCAACUGACAUUUACAGAUUAGUGAGUGAUCUUGCAACAACCACAGUCAACCUGUAGGUUUAGAAAACUGCAAAGAAUGCCACAAAACUGCCCUGAGGUCCUUCCAAACAAAAGGGAUUGGCUCGAGUGCCCUGUUAGAGGAAUUGAGAGCAGAAAAAAGGGGUGGAUUGAAAACACGAGACCCUUCACCAGCUCUGAUCUACGAGCAUGGUUGAUGCAAGAGACUUCUUUCAGAGAGUGUGGGCAAAGCAGGGCACGCUACAGAAACACUGGUAUGAGAAUCGCAAUGCCGGUUACCACAGAAACACAGAUUCUGCCAAACAUUAUAACGGUUGCUGCAUAAACAAGCUAUUUUAGAAAUGUUCAACGAGAUUUCAUCUUCUGAUACAGGCCUAGACAAUGAUAAAAAAUAAAAAUGUCACACAUUAUUUCCCACACUCAGUUCAUACUAGGAAACAAAAUGGACUUAUCAUCUUUUACCACACAUUGUCCCCUCACUGGCAAGAUAAGGGCAGAGCACUCCAAGCGUCAGGAUUUAAACUUGAGACCAUUGCUUUUGAAGGCAAGGAACAGAAGAUUAAUUUGUAUAAAACACUCAUUUUGUUGCGAUAUUUUCAGAUUGGAGUCACCAUAGUGGAGUAGAGUUUAGUUUGGAGAUACAGUGCGAAAACGGGCCCUUCGGCCCACCGGGUACACAUCGACCAGUGAUCCCUGCACAUUAUCACGACCCUACACACACCAGGGACAAUUUUAUAUUUUAUACCAAGCCAACUAACCUACAAACCUGUACGUCUUCAGAGUGUGGGAAGAAACCGCAGAUCUCAGAGAAAACCUACGCAGGUCAUGGGGCGAACGUACAAACUCCAUACAGACAAGUACCCAUAGUCAGGAUCAAACCCAGGUCUCUGGUGCUAUGCGGCAGUAACUCUGUCGCUGUGUAACGUUGCCGCCUGUGGGGGUCAUGUAGUCAACUUUCUCUCCGGAGCACUGUCUCUACAUUUGUUUGAAGUUCAUUUUCAUCAUGGAGGUGUCACUGCCAAGGCUAAUAUUUAUUACCUUCAUAAAUACCAAACUAUGGAUGCGCUAACAGUUUAACAAAUGGCAACCAUGAUUCAUUGUAU